AUGUCAGGAGGUAAAGGAAAAGUACACGGAGGUAAAGGAAAAUCCUCGGAAAUCGCCAGAUCUUCCACAUCCCAUUCUGCCAGAGCAGGUUUACAAUUUCCUGUGGGUAGAGUUAAACGAUACUUGAAGAAAAAUGCUCAAAAUAAAAUUAGGGUUGGGUCCAAAGCUGCGAUUUAUUUAACUGCUGUAUUGGAAUAUUUAACUGCUGAGGUAUUGGAAUUGGCUGGUAAUGCUGCCAAGGAUUUGAAGGUCAAGAGAAUUACUCCUAGACAUUUACAAUUGGCAAUUCGUGGCGAUGAGGAAUUGGAUAAUUUGAUUAAGGCUACUAUUGCUUAUGGUGGUGUUUUGCCUCAUAUUAAUAAAGCGUUGUUGUUGAAAGUGGAGAAGAAGAAGAGCAAGUAA
Messenger RNA from Lodderomyces orthopsilosis Co 90-125, 402 nucleotides. RefSeq names its product histone H2AZ (gene HTA3). The coding region runs from base 1 to 402 and encodes 133 amino acids. Gene Ontology annotation, cellular component: nucleosome. Lineage: Eukaryota; Fungi; Ascomycota; Pichiomycetes; Serinales; Debaryomycetaceae. The transcript has a single exon. The record is from RefSeq and is a predicted model, not a curated record. Gene Ontology annotation, molecular function: protein heterodimerization activity; structural constituent of chromatin; DNA binding.